GAGAAGAGAACUGAAGCUGAAGCUCAGAGCUGGAGCCACAAUGGCGACUGUCCUCUCCUAACAACAGGGGCAGUGGGUGUUCUUAUAUCCGCAAACAUCGCCCUAAAUACAGGCCUGGUUGAUAUCCAGGGCCACUAAAAAUAAACUGGAACAUCUUUUGCACAUGAAUAUAGUAUAAUUUCUGACCAAUAUCAAAUAUAAAGAGAUAAAAAUGGCAUAUUAAACGAACAUGUAAACAGAACCAACCGGGUCAAGUUUUCAUUUUCAGUUCUGCGAAACAAUAUUGCCCAUUCAUCAUGGACUAUACUUGUUUCCGAACUCAGACCGUAAACUGAAGGAAUUAAAACACCUUCCCUAAAGCCUGCCACCGGGCUAAAGAGGCCCGCGUUUGGGAGAAGGACCGCUGCUGACGUGAGGAAUGCCUGGGUCAGACCGACACCAUGGGACCAAGAGAAAGCCGGAUCCCAGCGCCAGCGUUUCACUACAGUCGCAGACGGCGAGCGGUAACAGCGGGGCGUACCAGCCCCUGCUCCCGCCGCACUCCUCUGCGGGUAACAUGACGAGCAAGGACGGUAAGCUCCAGUCCAAGACGUCAUCGUCGUCGUCGUCUUCCUCGAAGCGCAAACGGCACAAGUCGUCGAAACACGGACGAGAAUCGUCGUCGCUGGGCCAGGCCUCUGCCUUUCCUGCCCUGGACUCGGCGGCGCCUCCUGCCGUCAGCGCCAUCAAGCCGCUGGUAGAGUAUGACGACAUCAGCUCCGACUCCGACACUUUCUCGGACCCACCGUCGGCGAGGCCCGUUGCGGACAAGCGAGGAGGGGAGAGAUUCGAUCCUGCCUCAGAUUAUGGCAAGGACGAUGGGGGCGGGGCUGGGGGAAGCAGAGAGAGUCGGGGACACAAGCACCGUCACCCCCGCAAGAAGUCCAAGGACCCGCACAGGGCGAAGGACUCGGGUGAGGGCGGCGGCAGCUCAAAGAAGAAGAGCAGCAGGGACAGAGAGAAGGGGAGUUCGGGGAAGGGUAAGGAGAAGGUGCCCUCCAUUGCCUCCCUGGCGUCCGGGUCCCGGCGGCAGGGUCAGCAGGAGGGGGAUUUUGGGGUGAAACGGGGGGAGCUGCCUGUCAGCGUGCACGUUCAGCCAGAGGCCAGCGUCAGCAGCACGGCCUCCUCCUCGUCCUCGUCCCGCAGCAAGGAGGGCAGCCGGUCGGGGAAGUCCCGCAAGGACAAGCAGCAGCGGCGCGAGGGGCGCGGGGAGGGCCGCAGCUCCUCCCAGAGGGAGCGGGGGGAAAAGAGCCACCGCAAGUCCUCCAAGAGCUACAAGUCCAGCCCCAAGGGGAAGGCCUUGUCCAGGGGCAGCCCGCACAGGAAGGCCCAGUCGCCCAGCCCGAAGCGAGGGGGCAACGACAGCCCGCUGGGCGGGGGGUACGGCCAGGACGCGGAGGACAGCUACCACCACAGACGGAGGGUGCCCCAGCAGAGCCCCAGCCCGUACCGGGAGGUGUCGCGGCGGAGCCGGCAGCGCUCAGACAGCCCCUACGCCAGCCGGCAGCGCUCCUCCAGCUACGAGCGGGACAGCAGCCCCUACUCUUCCCGGAAGCGCUCUUCCAUCAGCCCCUACGGCAACCGCCACUCCUCCAGCGCCAGCCCUGUGUCUCGGCGUUCUGUUCGUUCCAGGAGCCGCUCCCCGGGCCCCUUCUCCGGCGCCUCUUCCCGUCGCUCCUCGUCCCGCUCGCGCAGCAAGAAGCACUCGUCCGCCGGCAGAGGGGGCGGAGGGUCCCACAGCAGCCGGCCCCCGAGCCGCUCCCCCUCCUCCUCCCGCCUGCCCCUCAACUCCAGCCUGGGGGCGGAGCUCAGCCGCCGCAAGAAGGAGCGCCAGGCCGCGGUGGCCGCCGCGCGCGGGCCCUCGUCCCCCGCGAAGCGCCCCGCCGGGCCUGCCUCGCGCCCCUCCAAAGCAGAGCCUGAGCCCUCUGACAGAGAGCCUGCCCCGGCCGCGGACCCGCCGGCCCAGCCCCAGCCGCCGCCACCCGCUCCCGUUCUGCAGGACAAUCCCCUCAGGGAAGAGAAGGGCACCCCGCCCCCUUUACCCCCGUUCUCCUCCCCCGCACCCCCUCUGCCCCCUACCCAGACGCCCCCGCUCCCUCCCCCGCUCCCCCCCUCCCCUGCCGCUCUGCUUCAGCCACCCCUGCCCCUCCCUGAGGCCAGCCAGCCAGCGUCCGGCCACCCCACGCCUUCCUCCUCCUCCACCACGCAGCCCAAAUCCCCUGCAGCUCUCCCAGCACGUAGCCCCGCCCGCCAGCCUCCGCCUAUCAAGACCUCCACCCUGCCCCCGCUUCCCCUCCCACCCAUGCUGCUGGGAGACUGCCAGGACAGCCCAAAGAAGACGCCACCCCACAGGCCCCAGAAGAAGGAGGAGAUGCGGAUGCGGCCGCUCUUGAGUGACUUGCCGUUGCCCCCCACGUUGCCCGGGGGAGAUCCCUCUCCCCCCCAGUCGCCUGUCCGCAGGGCACCACCCCCACCACAGCCUGUCUACAAGAAGAGACCAAAGUUUUGUUGCCCACGCUAUGGCGAGCGCAAGCAGACGCAGAGUGACUGGGGGAAGCGCUGUGUGGACAAGUUUGACAUCAUCGGCAUAAUCGGGGAAGGCACCUAUGGGCAAGUGUACAAAGCCAAGGACAAGGACACAGGCGAGCUGGUGGCCCUGAAGAAGGUGCGUCUGGACAAUGAGAAGGAGGGCUUCCCCAUCACGGCCAUCAGAGAGAUCAAGAUCCUCAGGCAGCUGAACCACCGCAGCGUGGUCAACAUGAAGGAGAUCGUCACCGACAAGCAGGACGCCCUCGACUUCAAGAAGGACAAAGGUGCAUUCUACCUGGUGUUUGAGUACAUGGACCACGACCUGAUGGGACUUCUGGAGUCGGGCCUGGUGCAGUUUUCCCAGGAACACAUAUGCAGCUUCAUGCGCCAGCUCAUGGAAGGCCUGGACUACUGUCACAAGAAGAACUUCCUGCACAGGGACAUCAAGUGCUCUAACAUCCUGCUGAACAACAGUGGCCAUAUCAAACUUGCAGACUUCGGUCUGGCUCGGUUGUAUAACUCAGAGGAGAGCCGGCCAUACACUAACAAGGUGAUCACACUGUGGUACCGCCCUCCGGAGCUGCUUCUAGGGGAGGAGAGGUACUCUCCAGCCAUCGACGUGUGGAGCUGCGGGUGCAUUCUGGGAGAACUGUUCACUAAGAAGCCCAUCUUCCAAGCCAAUCAGGAAUUGCUACAGCUCGAGCUCAUCAGCCGCCUGUGUGGGAGUCCUUGCCCUGCCGCCUGGCCUGAUGUCAUCAAGCUGCCCUACUUCAACACCAUGAAGCCCAAGAAACAGUACCGCCGGCGCCUGCGCGAGGAGUUUGCCUUUCUGCCAGCCCACGCUCUGGACCUGCUGGACCGCAUGCUGACCCUUGACCCUGCACGGCGCUGCACUGCUGAGCAGGCUCUCCACAGUGACUUCCUGAGCGACGUGGAGCCCAGCAAGAUGGCCCCUCCCGACCUCCCCCACUGGCAGGACUGUCACGAGCUGUGGAGCAAAAGGCGCCGGCGCCAGCGGCAGAGUGGGCUGCCCGAGGAUGUGCCUGUGCCUAAAGUGCCCCGCAAGGACCCCGCUGGGGCUCCCAGCAGUGAGAACAGCCGCCCCCCCGCCAGCCCCGCGGGGGCACCGCCUCCCCCUCCGCCACCCGGCCGCCCAUCCGCGUCCACCAUUCUCGCCAAUGAGCUGGCAGGUCUGGGCGCGGCCACGGAGCAGCUGAACCAGAGCGAGCUGGCGGUCCUGCUCAACCUGCUGCAGAGACAGACGGACCUCAGCCUGCCGCAGAUGGCCCAGCUGCUCAACGUCUCGUCCAACCCGGAGAGCCAGCAGCAGCUGGAGACCCUGAGCCAGUCGCUGUCGGCGCUGACGGAGGCCUCGCACCAGCAGCGGGCGCGGCAGGAGGAGGCGGAGGAGGAGGCGGACGAGGGCCCCACCGGCAGCGCCCCGCCGGGCCCCGGGCCCCCCCCGCCCCCCGAGCCGGCGCCGCUGCCCGAGCUCCCCAUCAGCCAAGAGGACCAGACCAACUUCCUGGCCCUGCUCCUGGGCCAGCUCAUAAAGCCGCCCGCCGAGGGGACGGAGCAGAGCGACGAGAGCAACGGCGUCCAAUCAGAAGAGCCAGUCCCCCGUGGCGCCGCCUCCGCCGGCGAUCGCAAGGAUGGUGCGGUCGGGAGGCGGAAGGCGACCUCCGUGAGCCAGGGACCUCUGCCCCCCGAGAGACGUCCGCCCUCCCCCCCUGGACCCCCCCCGGCAUCGCUCUCAGGCGCUCCCCUCCAGACUGGCCCUGAGCUCCACCCCACCCAGGACAUCAGCCCUGCGGUGGCAGCCGCCCUGCUCCAGCUCAUAUCCCAGCACGACGCGGAGCCCCGGUCCCACGAGGAAGAACCACAGCACAGCAGAAACGAGGACCAAGAUCUGUCAGAGACUGUGGGCGCGCUGGGGUCCUCUGACCAGCAGGGGGCAGGAGUGUCGUUGCCGGCCUCCUGGACUCAGCUCUCGGACUCUCCAAAAUCUCCCCGCAGCCAGCCAUCGAGUGACCCGCCGCCCCCGCUCAGCGCUGCUGCACAAUUCCCACGAGACCAGGACCUGCGCUUCUCCCACGGGGCCCCUAGUGACCCGGGGUCCACAAGCUACGCUGGCUCUGAGGCCUGGAACCAGGGGGCCAAGGGUUUCCAGGCAAACAGCCAGCCCCAAACACAAGGCCAAGGGGCCGGCAGAGGCAAAGGGACAUCCUACUGAUUUCCUUGAAGACCAGUCACUAUGGAAAGCAGCACCCCUUAUCAGCACAGUGUAAGAACUAAAGGAAGGCAGUGUGAACCCUUACCUCUGUAGUUAUGGGCAUUAGUCCUGGGAGAGGAAGGGGGUGGUUGGAGAAAGGGACCACGGAGGAGAUGAAAGAGUAGAGAACGGGAAUACUGAGGGUCUGUGAUUGCUGAUGUCCCAGAGGGAAUCGUUGCAAACCAGCCAACCCCUUGGUCCAGUGCCAGGUAGGGACACAGUGUGGCCCUUGCCCAAUGGCCCUGGCUGUAGGCUGUUCCCGUGACCCUGGUGUACCUGAGGACGUAUUCUGAGAGGGCGUGCCCCUUCACACUGCACACAGGCUCAGUUCUGUUCAAGACAAUGAUGAGUGACAGCCCCGGAAUGUAACCUUCAAUUUUUGCACAUUAAAUGAAUUUGGCAUUGCAAUUUGAUUUUUUUUUUCCUUGAAGGAAGACAAAUUUAGUAAGUAAUAAUUGAUUCCCCCUCCCCUCCCAGAUUGCUAGGUGUUUCACAUGUGAGUGAGCCUGCUUACAUGUUGAUACCUGAUGCUGGUUCCUAGGGUCAGUCUGGGACUGUGUACACUUCACUUAAUACACUAAAAUGUGUGGGGUGGAAGUACCAGGGACUUGGCAAAGGGGAGCCAAACAUCCAGACUGGGACAGGUGGUUGUGAGGGUACAGAUUCUCACAAAAGGGUGAAUGUGGUCAUUUCUGAACCUUUUCACCCUGACUGACCUCUGACCUUGAACAUGUGCCUCUGUAGUGACCUAAGCGACCCCUGAAUGAUCUUUUCCAAAGGAAAGUGUUUUUUUUUUUUUUUUUCCUUUUUUCCCCCUCUUAAUUGUCCCCAGCAGUGAUAAUCAGUAUAAAAAUUGGGUUUAACUGAAAAAAAAAACUGUUUUUAUCAUUUAAACCCCAUGUUUUUGUGUUUCGGGCUAACGCUCCUGCAGAUGGUGGUUUGGUCUAUACUCUCUAACCCCUGCUAUGUACCCAUGAUGUCUCUUGUGUGUGACACAUCACAUCAGGAUAUUCACUAUCUACAACCCCUUCCCACAACCUUUAACUGCAGAGGUACCUUUCUUUUAAGAACACUUCAUCUCUCGCACACCUCUGUCAGCGCAGACUGUGACACCUGAAUAUAAACCGGCAGAUCCAGGCACACUUUCUCAUCUCACAGUGAAGGUUAAUUUCUCUGACAGCCUCAGGGCCACAAUUCAGUAUUAUGUAAACCCACCCACAGAGACUGUUGCUUGUGUCUAUCAUGUACAUGAGGCUUUUCACCCCCUCUGCUGCUGUGGACCCCACCUCUCCCUGUACUACCCCUAAAUGGCAAACUCGAGGUUUUCUCAUCAAACUCAUUAUUUUCUACUUAAGAAGCUGAAAGCGAAUGCUAACAUAUUAGAGUAAUGAUUUUGUUCCUUCCGCUUCAAAAGGGCAGGGAAGGGGAAUCAGACUUUGGGUUACCUGUGACUGUAGAGAUAUUUUGUUAUAUACAUGUUUACUUCUUUCUGUUUAUUAAAGGAAAUCCG
Megalops cyprinoides (Indo-Pacific tarpon) is the source of this 6350-nucleotide messenger RNA. It is a transcript of the gene cdk12, whose product is annotated as cyclin-dependent kinase 12. Gene Ontology annotation, molecular function: cyclin binding; cyclin-dependent protein serine/threonine kinase activity; ATP binding. Gene Ontology annotation, cellular component: nucleus; cyclin/CDK positive transcription elongation factor complex. Lineage: Eukaryota; Metazoa; Chordata; Actinopteri; Elopiformes; Megalopidae. Gene Ontology annotation, biological process: transcription elongation by RNA polymerase II; protein phosphorylation; positive regulation of transcription elongation by RNA polymerase II. The record is from RefSeq and is a predicted model, not a curated record. The transcript is spliced from 15 exons. The coding region runs from base 419 to 4801 and encodes 1460 amino acids.